GAGGAGAUCGAUGAUUUAUUUUCGAUACCGGAUAGACGACGACUGUUUAUUGGUAUUAUAGUUGGUGUGUGUGUACUUGUCGGAGGGUUGAUAUUAGUCUUGAUAGUGGAGGUAAUUAUUGAGGCCUCAAAUGAUACCGAACCUCAGCCAAGAAAUACUGUAUUUGCACCACAAAUCAAACCAUAGUACACUAAAAGAUUCCACUACUUUGAGGUGCCGAUAAGAGGUAACAUCCGGGAUACUAAGCAUGGACAAUACGCAGACGACACCACCUAUAGUGAUGACGACAACAGCUCCGUCAAUCGUACUCGAAAAGCCAAAAACUCACAUGGGGACAGCAAAAAAUGAGCACAACAUUCGGAAAUCGCAACGAGUUUCAUUUGCUGAAAAAAGAUUGUCAAUGGAGGACAACGAUGAUAUUUUCUCAAUUCCCGAUAAACGACAAAUAUUUGUUGUGAUAAUUGUUGGUGUAUGUGUACUCGUAGGAGGGUUGAUAUUAACGUUAAUUGUAGAGGUGAUUAUAGAGGCCACGAAUGAUACGGAAACUCAGCCAAGAAAUACUAUGUUUACAACACAAAUUAAACCUUGACAUACGAAGGAACACAUCUUAUUUUACUUUUCACCACGAGUGUACAAUUUGGCUUCAACCCCGACACAAAUCAGAAUACGAUUUACUGAUGAUUUGUAAGCCAUGCUGUACAUAACUAGAUUGCAAAACGAGUAUAUUAUACAUAAGAUCAUUGAAACUGAAGUUCAUUGUAUUCGGCUAUAUUCGGAUACGAUCACGUAAGUUAUAUUCUAUUGACUGUGGCAGAAGAGAACGUGUUUAAUUCGUGGAAAAGAAUUAGCAUCAGUAAUAAGGUGUACUAUUUGGAGUAUGUAUUUUACUCGGUACACCUAAGAGACUUAAAGAGUAAAACAAGAGGAAAUGAAAUGCACAUGUAUGUACCUAUUGCAUGUGCACUAUGAGUUUUAACAGUCAAACGAGCAUGAAUGAAAAUGCAUCUU
Molecule: messenger RNA, 1008 nt
Organism: Owenia fusiformis
Lineage: Eukaryota; Metazoa; Annelida; Polychaeta; Sabellida; Oweniidae
Source: the annotation of a GenBank genome assembly